This is a messenger RNA of Rattus norvegicus (Norway rat), 645 nucleotides long. It is a transcript of the gene Nme3, whose product is annotated as NME/NM23 nucleoside diphosphate kinase 3. The record is from RefSeq and is marked provisional. Gene Ontology annotation, molecular function: nucleoside diphosphate kinase activity; GDP binding; cAMP binding. Gene Ontology annotation, cellular component: cytoplasm; ciliary basal body; mitochondrial outer membrane. Gene Ontology annotation, biological process: GTP biosynthetic process; DNA repair; CTP biosynthetic process. Lineage: Eukaryota; Metazoa; Chordata; Mammalia; Rodentia; Muridae.
CAUGAUCUGCCUGGUGCUGACCAUCUUUGCUAACCUCUUCCCCUCAGCCUACAGCGGCGUGAACGAGCGCACGUUCUUGGCAGUGAAGCCCGACGGCGUGCAGCGGCGGCUGGUGGGCGAGAUCGUGCGUCGCUUUGAAAGGAAGGGCUUCAAGCUGGUGGCACUGAAGCUAGUGCAGGCCUCCGAAGAGCUACUGCGGGAGCAUUAUGUCGAGCUGCGGGAGAGACCUUUCUACAGCCGAUUAGUUAAAUACAUGGGCUCUGGUCCCGUGGUGGCCAUGGUGUGGCAAGGGCUGGAUGUCGUGCGCGCUUCGCGGGCCCUCAUAGGGGCCACUGACCCAGGGGACGCCAUGCCCGGUACGAUCCGUGGUGAUUUCUGUGUGGAGGUUGGCAAGAAUGUGAUUCAUGGCAGUGAUUCGGUGGAAAGUGCUCAGAGAGAGAUCGCUCUUUGGUUCCGUGAGGAUGAGCUUCUGUGCUGGGAGGACAGCGCGGGACACUGGCUAUAUGAGUAGACGCUAAAGUCAACAUUACCAAUCUGGAGGUUGUUGGUCUUCUGUGAUCUUCACAGUGACAGUGCUAUGUGGGUGCAGGUCCACCCAACCCAGUCUGUCCAGGGGCAACCACUUCCACAUCCCACCCUCUAUUU